AUCGGCAUCCCGCUUUUUCUUGUACUCUUCGUGGUCUCGCCUUUGGCGCAGCGCAGGAGAAUCGACUUUUCGUUCGAGCGGCGCCGGUUGGAUGGUUGGCGCAGGAGCGGAUGACCCAUUCGGGCCCAUGUUCUCAAAGUCCACGACUUCUUCGUCUGGCUGGUCCUGAAUACUGAGCCCGUUCAUCAUUGCCUCCGUGUCGCCUGCAGCCUUGAAGCUGCCGGGUUGCGCCUGCGCCUGCGACGACACUACUACUGGUGGCGCCGAUGGAUUGUCUUGCCGUCUCUUGCCCUUGUUGGUCCUAUUCUUGCGCGCCUUCUUGACAGCAGUAGAAGCUCCAUUCGUGCCUGUCUCCACCUCCCCAACAGUAGCGCCUUCCCCUGCGCUCGGGUCACCCAGACUGCUUGCAUCAAUCUCGUCGUCGUCCAGUUCGCUCAAGACCGAGCCUUCACUCUGCGAAUCUUCAACCAAGACAGGACCCACCUCAUCUUCACCCUCCUCAUCAGCGCGUCGCCGGCGGCUGGCAAUGAAGGAACGUCCCGCCGCCAUUGUUUAGAAAUAAUUUAGGUGUGCUGCAAAGCGAAAGGAAUGGCUGGAAGACCGGAUGUCGCAAAGGUAUCUGGUCCCCGUUGGGGUGGCAAGAAAUUGUUAGGAUGGAGAGCGCGACCUGAGAUACCACGUGUCGGUCAUCUCAGAUGCGCCGCGAUAUUCCUAGCAGCGACAGGUGUUAGGCUGCAGAGCAGAGGGAAGUUGAACUGGGUCGGGUUCUGGAUUCUCUGCCCUGGUCCGCCCGCCAAGGAUUUCGGUAAGCAGGGCAAGGAAGCCAGCGGAGACAGGACCGCUCGCUGCUCACCCAGUCGAUCGGCACGAAAAAGACCGGCCAACAACGAUCGCGGUCGGAAUUGUGAAGAGUGA
This is a messenger RNA of Pseudocercospora fijiensis CIRAD86, 915 nucleotides long. RefSeq lists its product as uncharacterized. Lineage: Eukaryota; Fungi; Ascomycota; Dothideomycetes; Mycosphaerellales; Mycosphaerellaceae. The transcript has 4 exons. The coding region runs from base 589 to 915 and encodes 108 amino acids. The record is from RefSeq and is a predicted model, not a curated record.